UGCCGUCUUCAUCCUGUGAAAGGAAAGCAGAUAAGAGAAGCGCCCCCUCUCCUUGGAGCAAAACCUUCCUCUGCUUCUAGAACCCUCCGCGCGCCUCCUGCUCCUUCCCUGAUGGCCCCCGCCCUCCUCGCCGCCGCCUCGGCCACGCCCUUCCUCCUCCACGGCGCCCCCGGCGGUAGCAGCAGCAGCCGAAGACCACUCGUCGCCGCCGUCGCCCCCGGCCGACGCGCUGCAUCCGCUCUCCGCGUCCGCGCCGCCCUCAAUUGCGACCCUUCCAAGGUGGCGCCGCAGUCUGACCGGGUGCUCGUCCGUCUCGAGCAGAUUCCAGAGAAAUCUGCUGGAGGAGUCCUGCUACCAAAAUCUGCUGUUAAGUUCGAGAGAUAUUUGAUGGGCGAGAUAUUAUCGGUUGGUGCUGAUGUUAGUGAAGUUGAAGCUGGGAAGAAGGUUCUCUUCUCAGACAUAAACGCCUAUGAGGUGGAUCUGGGCACAGAAGAGAAGCACUGCUUUUGCCGAGAGUCUGAUCUCUUAGCCGUUGUUGCAUGAGCAUUAUUCUAGUUUCGCAUGCCAUAUCCUCCGAAUGCCUUGUCUCAGCUGAACAGACUGUUGCUAGCUCCAACUAUGCUGUCCGCCAUUUGAUUUUUACGGAUUGAACGGUUUGAUGAGAUUUAGUUGCAGGGAAAUUUUAACUUUCCAUAAACCGUGGAUAUUUCAUCUUGUUUUAUGUCAUGCACAUUCCAAUCCUUCAGAAUUUUCAAUAA
Molecule: messenger RNA, 758 nt
Organism: Brachypodium distachyon (stiff brome)
Lineage: Eukaryota; Viridiplantae; Streptophyta; Magnoliopsida; Poales; Poaceae
Product: 10 kDa chaperonin 1, chloroplastic
Exons: 6
Coding region: 112-543 (143 amino acids)
Cellular component (GO): mitochondrial matrix
Molecular function (GO): metal ion binding; ATP binding; protein folding chaperone
Source: RefSeq, a predicted model, not a curated record